This is a messenger RNA of Lobosporangium transversale, 570 nucleotides long. RefSeq lists its product as hypothetical. Lineage: Eukaryota; Fungi; Mortierellomycota; Mortierellomycetes; Mortierellales; Mortierellaceae. The record is from RefSeq and is a predicted model, not a curated record. Gene Ontology annotation, cellular component: mitochondrion. The coding region runs from base 13 to 414 and encodes 133 amino acids. The transcript is spliced from 4 exons.
CUUCAUUUCACCAUGGCAUCCGCGCAGGCAUCGGAGGGGCCUUCUGCUUCGGUCGUGGCAUACCGCCAAUCGGCCCUGUAUCGUAUUGCAGCCCAACCAUACCCAGAGUGGACUCUGUCUGCUAUUUGCGCAGCUGCUGCUCCAGUAGCAGCACGAGCAGGCUCAGGUCUACCUCAUUUUGGUGUUAUGAUGGGCUUCUCAGCGAUAUGGGCCGGAUCCGGGUAUAUGAAGUAUAUGAAAGACCCUGAAAAUGGAUCUGGAACAACCACAGCAUGGUGUCUAACAUACAUGUUUUUGAACAUGAGACGAACCCUUCGCCAGCAAAAGCCUAUUCCCUCAUUAGUUCUGGCGGGCGUCUUAACCAAUCUUGUCAUUUCUGGUCGCAAGACAAUUGAAGUCGAGUUUGGUCUUUAAGAAAGACAUGACUGCCUUGAGUUUUACAAGUAUGUCCAUAUCCUUUUCAUCACUGACCUCAUAUGACGCCUAUACUUGCCUUAAUUCUUGAGCUCUAAAGUGCUUCUUAAUGUUGCAUGGGUGUUGAAAUAAAGUAAAUGGUACUAUACAAUAAAU